Messenger RNA from Symbiodinium necroappetens, 227 nucleotides. The record is from the annotation of a GenBank genome assembly. Lineage: Eukaryota; Dinophyceae; Suessiales; Symbiodiniaceae.
GCUGGGGCCUCUGGGAGGCCUUGGCUCCUACAAUUGACUCAGGCUCGGGCCCCUCCCUUUCGCUGGUUGGGGCCGCAGAGCUCGGCCUCGGGGCCACGGUGGUCGUGGCCGCCACGGCGGUGCUCCUCCGGAGGUUCGCGACACAUGUCCGCUACCACUACCAGCUCCUCUCAGGCGACAGUAGCGACGAAGAGGCAGACUUGCUGCUCGACUCUGAAGCUCGUUAG